Paramecium sonneborni is the source of this 4098-nucleotide messenger RNA. Lineage: Eukaryota; Ciliophora; Oligohymenophorea; Peniculida; Parameciidae. The record is from the annotation of a GenBank genome assembly.
AAUGGAUGAUGCUUACUCUCAUUAAGCUUCAACACCUCCGGAUCGAGAUAGGAAAUCCAAGUUAGAAACAAUGAGAAACGAGAAUAUGAACUUUGUUGAGUAAUGUUAAUUAGAUAAGUCUAUAGCUCAAAUGAUGUGAUAGUGGAGUAUUACAAAAAUCAGUAGUUAAUUUAAAUAUGGCUUUAGAUAAGCAACCGGAUUAGAUCGUUAUUUUCUUGAAAUAGAAUCUUGGUUAGAUGAUGAUAAAAGUCUACAUACUAAUACACCUUUAGUUCUUGAAGCUGAUGAUGGAAUAGGAAAGAAAACACUUUUAGUUAAAUGGAUGGAAUAUCAUGCAAGAAAUAAAAAAGGAGUAAUAUUAUAUUGAUUAUAGCGAUAUCCUGAUUUCAUCAUUCCACACUUUGCCACUCAAUCUGGAAAAAAUAGCAAUUAUUAUUAUGCUAUCUAUAGAAUACUUAUUAAAUUAAGAGAAGCACUUAAUAUUAAAUAGAAAGUAGAAUUGUUAGAAGAAAAACUAAGAAGAUAUUUUCAAUAUUGGUUAGAAAUUUGUAGUAGAUAACUAGAGUAAUAAAUUAUUAAUGGAGCACCAAUCAUUUAUGACAAAGUAUUUCAAUCUAAAUAAUUAUAGGUUAUUCUUGUUUUUGAAGGCAUUGAUAACUUUAGAGAAAUCUUAGAUAUGCAUAGAGAAGCUAAUGUCAACUUUUGGUUGCCAAAAUACUUUCCUACUAAUAUUAAAGUUAUUGUAACUGCAGAAAAAUAAUCUGCAUCUAUGAGACUUUUAAAACCUGAUUGUCAAGUUAUUCCUAUUGUAUCUGAUAAAACAGUCAUGAAACAAACUGUUAAUCAUCAUCUAGCCAAACAUUUACUUAUCUAAGUAAUUUUUUUAUUAUUCAAAUAAGAAUAUUGAUAAUCUUUUAGAUAUAUUCAUCUCAUUCAAUUAUAAAGUGAGAAAUCAACCAGUCUUUGUAAGAUCCUAUUUUUCUGUUUUUAUUCCAUAUCCUACUGAAGGAGUUGUAGAAUAAAAUGAAGUUGAUUAAACUCUUGUUGAAGACAUUCUUCAUCCACUCAAUUAUAAUCAUUUUAAAUCUAUCAAAACAGUUGAAGAUUUAUUUGCUUUUUAAUUAGAUUACUUUUCUAAAGCAAAUAUUAUGGAAAUUUCUAAAUUCAGAAAAGUUUUAUUAGUUUUGUCACUCACAUAAAAAGGACUUACUUAUCCUGAAAUUGAAAAUGUUUGUAACAUUACCCUCAAAGAAUGGAAAUUAUUCUUAGUAUUCUUCAAAGUUUAUAUUAUGAUACAUCGAGAAUUGUGGAUAAUCCAUAAUGAAAUUUUUAAAAAAGUUAUUAUAAACACAUACUAUAUUGAUGGUUAGGAAAUGUUAGAACUUCAUGAUAAUAUAGCUUCUACAAUAGAGAAGAUUACUCCAAAUUCAAUAAGAAAGUUAGAAGAAUAGACUUUCUAAUUGUUUAGUGCCAAAAAUUAUUUUUCUUUAAAGGAAGUAAUAAGCAUUAUUGAAAACUUCUUAUUACUCUUUAAUCCUUCUAACAAAUAUGAUCUGUGUAGAUAUUGGUAGUCACUUGAAGAGAAUGGAUUUGAUCCAGUAUUAGAAUAUAAUAAAGCAGUUGAAGGUUUUCAAAUUCAUUAUCAUCCAUCAUCUGAAGAUAUGUUUAGGAUUAUUUUAUAGAUUUCAAGAUUUUUAAAAGAAUUUGGUGAUUUUGAAACACGUAAUACUCCUGUUUUUAGACAUCCUCCUAUAAUUGGUGUUUUAAGUGAUUUAUAUGAUAUAGGAUUGUUAUAUGAAAUACUUAAACUAGAUCUAUUUUAUGAUAAAGCACCAGAACUUAAAGAAUUUGAUCCAGCUAAACAUUUAAAACGUGUUGCUAAACCAUAAACUGCUCCAGUGUUAUCAACAAUGGAAUCACUAAAUGUAGAGAUUAAUUAAAAUAGAUAAGCAAUUAGAAUGCAUUAUCUUUCAUAAUUCUCUAAACCAAUGGAACAAACUGAAAAUGAAGAGGAAAUGCCUGAAACUUUAGAUUAAUUAGCUGAAGAAUUAAACCAUAGAUUAAAAAAAGUUAUUCAACAAAAAGAAGAAAAUCUCUCUUAAGAUUUAUUACAAUCAAAUGAGAGAGAAUCUACGGAUUAUUAUUAUAAAAGAUGGAUUUGGAUAUAAUUUCCAUGGGCUUGUAUGAGUAUUGAUAAAAAUUGUGAUUACUCUACUAUUAUUAAAUAAUGUUUCUCUUCAGCAACUGAUUAUAUGAGUGUUGAAGAUGAAAAUGCUUUCACUGAAUCAGCUCUUAAAAUUGCACUUGAAGCUAAAAGAAAACAAAAAGAAAUGUAUGAAUAAAAGUAAGAAUAAUAAACUCGAUUGUAAUUGAUUCCAUAAGUCUCCGUUUUACAAUAAAAGAAUUAAGAAGAAAUCUUGAAAAAAUAAAAAAGAGAAUAAAUGUAAUACAGUACAAUUUCAAGUUAAAGAUUUAGUAGAUCUUCUGCUGUUCUCUUACCUCCAUUAUCUAAUAGAACUGAUAUUAUUGCUUAAUAAGAUAUUUCUAUUGAUAAUCAACAAAAUCAUUUAAUGUUUAUAACUUCAGAUUUUACUGAUUCAAAUUAUCUUAAUGAAGAAUCAAAAAAAAUCAAACUAACUCAAUCAGUUUUACCAAAUGAUGGCAAAUAAACUAUGUAAUUAAUUGAUUAAUUGAAAAAAUAAAAAAACAAAUUCAGAUAAUUCGAUUCAAACUCUGUUUCUUAUGAGUCAUAUAAAAUAACUGAAAUAUAUCCAAUUGUCAAGGGAAAUAUUUAACAACACUCAACCGCUUAGUAUAAUUUGCUUCAAAAUCAAGCAAGAAAUAUGAGAUAGAAAUUGGAUUUAAUAAUAUAUCAAAAUUUAUAACUUGCUCAAACUUAUAAAUAAUUAAAGAUUAUAGAUUUCAAUAAAGGAUCUUUAAAAAAAGAAAUUGAUAAUUUAGAUGAUUUAAAAUCAUUAGAAAAAGAACUUAAAUAAUCAAUAUAGAGAGCAGAAAAAGAUUUAAAGAAAUCUUGUAAAAUUAAAAUAAGAGUUAAAAAAAUUUUGAAAAUUUGUAGAGAUAAUAAAUAAUAAAAUGAAGAAUAUAUUAGACAUUUAAAUUAUUUAACUAGGAAUUUUGCUAAAUUAAUUAAAUUUGAAGAAAUUGAAAUUUAAAAGAGUCAUUAAAAUAUUCAAUUAGCUAGACGUCAAUUUGAUGAAUUUUUAAGAGUUUAUCGUUAAAAAAGACAACAUUAAAAAACUUUAUUAUUUCAAAUAAGAAAUAGUUUAAAUUAAAAAUAACAUUUAGAUAAACAAUUUUAAAUUAGUGAUUAAUAGAUUGCACAAAAGGCAACUGCAUCUAUAUAAAAAUUGAGAAAAAAACUUAGCAAAAAAGAAGAUGAUACAAAAAAAUAAAAAAAUAAGGAAAUAUAAGAAAAGGAGGAAAAAUUGUAGAGAGAAAAAUUAAUGAAUUUAGAAGAAUAAUAUAAAAAAAUUAAAAAUGUAUUCGAAAUUAAAAAUUAUGAUUAUAAUUUGAAAAAAGAGUUCAUUGAUUUUAUGGCAUAGAAAGAAAGAAAAAGCGAAUAUGAAAUUAAAUUGUCUGAGUGUAGACAAAAGUUAAGUGAAGUUUUGGAUUCAAACAGAAAAUUAAAUGAAUAAGCUAAAACUUUUGAGAAUGCUUAUUCAUCUAUUAAUAUAAAUUAACAGGAUAUAAAAAAAGAUGGUAAUAUAAAUAAAAUGUAAUUUAUAGAUGAUGCUUAAGAAAAGAAGCAAGGUACAAAUAUUUAAGUACAAGAAUUACAACUUAAAAAACUUAUGAUUUUGUAGGCCCGAUUUGCAAGUUCGUUAGAUUUAAUAUAAAAAAAAAUUGGAGCAAAAGAUGAUGAUGAGGUAAUUGACUAUUAAAUUUUUAAGAUUUUGAAAUUUUUAGAGGAGAGAAGGCAAGUUAUAAUAAAAAAUUCAGGUUAGGCAGAUUAUUAAAAGAUAUUAAAUUAAAAGUAUGACACUGAAACACUUUUAAAAUAACAAGCACCAUUUUAUUUUCCUAAAAGAUACCAAAUUAAUAGCAGUAACACCAGUGAUAUUUGAAAGAGAAAUAUAU